This is a messenger RNA of Sorex fumeus (smoky shrew), 1748 nucleotides long. It is a transcript of the gene CDKL2, whose product is annotated as cyclin dependent kinase like 2. Lineage: Eukaryota; Metazoa; Chordata; Mammalia; Eulipotyphla; Soricidae. Gene Ontology annotation, cellular component: nucleus. Gene Ontology annotation, biological process: protein phosphorylation. The record is from RefSeq and is a predicted model, not a curated record. The transcript has 12 exons. The coding region runs from base 22 to 1725 and encodes 567 amino acids. Gene Ontology annotation, molecular function: ATP binding; cyclin-dependent protein serine/threonine kinase activity.
AAACCUUGGUCUUGAAUCAAAAUGGAAAAAUAUGAGACCCUAGGCUUGGUUGGAGAAGGGAGUUAUGGAAUGGUGAUGAAGUGUAGGAAUAAAGAUAGCGGAAGAAUUGUAGCCAUCAAGAAGUUCUUAGAAAGUGAUGAUGACAAAAUGGUGAAAAAAAUCGCUAUGCGAGAAAUCAAACUACUAAAGCAACUCAGACAUGAAAAUCUGGUGAAUCUUUUGGAAGUGUGUAAGAAGAAAAAACGAUGGUACCUAGUCUUUGAAUUUGUCGACCAUACAAUGCUUGAUGAUUUGGAGCUCUUUCCAAAUGGACUCGACUAUCAACUAGUUCAAAAGUAUUUGUUUCAGAUUAUCAAUGGAAUUGGAUUUUGUCAUAGUCAUAAUAUCAUACACAGAGAUAUAAAGCCCGAGAAUAUCUUAAUCUCGCAGUCUGGUGUUGUCAAGUUAUGUGAUUUUGGAUUUGCGCGCACCCUGGCAGCUCCGGGCGAGGUUUACACUGAUUAUGUGGCAACCCGGUGGUACAGAGCUCCAGAGCUAUUGGUCGGUGACGUCAAGUAUGGCAAGGCAGUUGAUGUGUGGGCCAUUGGCUGUCUGGUAACCGAAAUGCUCAUGGGGGAGCCCCUCUUUCCUGGAGAUUCUGAUAUUGACCAACUCUAUCAUAUUACAACCUGUUUAGGUAAUCUAAUCCCAAGACAUCAGGAGCUGUUUUAUAAAAAUCCUGCAUUUGCUGGAGCAAGGUUGCCCGAAAUCAAGGAAGCAGAACCUCUCGAGAGACGCUAUCCCAAGCUCCCUGAAGUUGUAAUAGACUUAGCAAAGAAAUGCUUGCAUAUUGAUCCAGACCAAAGGCCCUUCUGUGCUGAACUUUUACAUCAUGAUUUCUUUCAUAUGGAUGGAUUUGCUGAGAGAUUUUCCAGGGAACUACAAUUAAAAGUACAGAAGGAUGCCAGCAGUACUACUUUAUCUAAAAAAAUUCAAAACAGAAAGAAGGAAAAAGAUGAUUCCUUUGGCGAAGAGAAAAAAACAUUCAUUGUACAGGAUACCAAUGCUGAUCCCAAAGUUAAGGAGUCCAAAGUAUUUAAACUAAGAGGACCUAAUAUUGAUGGAGAGAAAGCUGAAAAGGUCCGUCGCAUCCCCAAUGCUGCCUGUCUUCAGGACAAUUGGACAGGCCACAUGAAAGCAGCACCUUCAACAAACCUCAAAGCUGGCAGCUGUGGCCCGGUGGAUAACACAAGAAAUGCCAGCAUGGCAAUUCCGCUCCUGACACACAACCUUUCUGCAGUGGCUCCUGCUUUUAACUCUGUGCUAGGGACUGUUUCGGGAGUUCAAACUUACAGAAUGAAUGAUAAAACCAAGAAGUACUGUAUUCCGUUUGUUAAACCAAAUAAGCAUUCUCCGUCAGGCAUUUAUAAUAUGAAUGUGACCUCCUCAGUCACCAGUGAAAAGAAUGUUCUUCAAGCAAAUAAGAAAAGAAGAGAAUACUCAAAGACAGAUGUCCGUUUGCCUGAACUAAACUAUAAUCAUCUUCCUGAACUAAGAGCUUUGGAAGGUUUAGCUCGACAGUCCAGGUUAAUAAGGAAAGAGAACAGAAAUCUUUCAGAAUCUCGAAUUCCCUCUCUGGCCACUCUUGAACUUCAUGCAUCAAGUAUUGCAUUAUAUCAGGUAUCAAGAUCUCCUCUCUCAGAUAAUCCAGAGGCUGAUUUACCUCGGAUGGAACACCAACACUGAAUAUCAGUUUGGUUCUAAACCAG